GUCAACAAUUUUUGUUGGCACUACGAUUAAAGUAAGUACAGUGAUUGCAUAUUUUAAUGGGAACUGAAAAAAUCAAGAGGCACAGAACUGAAGACAAAUAGAUAGAAAGAUGAGUGGUGGUGAAAGCGAAGAGGGGCGGACGCUAGAGUUGACGCCGACAUGGGUGGUCGCGGCGGUGUGCACGGUGAUCGUCGCCCUUUCUCUUGCCGCCGAGCGCUUCCUCCACUACGGCGGCAAGUACCUGAAGAAGAAGAACCAGACAUCGCUCUACGAAGCGUUGCAGAAAAUCAAGGAGGAGCUUAUGCUUCUGGGGUUCAUCUCUCUGCUCCUCACCGUCUUCCAGAACCCCAUCUCCAAGUUCUGCGUCUCGGAGGACGUGAUGGCGCAUCUCUUGCCGUGCAAACUCCCCGCCGAGGCUGAGGAGGCAGAACCCACCUCCCAUUUGGGCGGAAUGCGGCGGCUCUUCGCGGAGGAGGGGUCGUUGCAGAUCGGGUACUGCGCCAAAAAACACAAGGUGCCGUUGCUGUCGCUCGAAGCUCUGCACCAUCUGCACAUCUUCAUCUUCGUCCUCGCCAUCGUCCACGUCACCUUCUGCGUUUUGACUGUGGUUUUCGGAGGGAUUCAGAUUCGCCGAUGGAAAGUGUGGGAGGAUGCGAUCGCGAAGGAGAAUUACGACGCGGAGCAACUUCUCAAGAAGAAAAAAGUUAAAAAAGUUACCCAUGUCCACCAGCACGCGUUUAUCCGUGACCAUUUUCUGGGCAUGGGUAAAAAUUCGGUCUUUCUCGGUUGGUUUCAUUCGUUCAUCAAGCAGUUUUACGCAUCCGUGACUAAAUCCGAUUACAUCACGCUUCGGCUCGGAUUCAUCAACACGCAUUGCAGGGGAAACCCCAAAUUCAAUUUCCACAAGUACAUGAUGCGGUCUUUGGAGGACGAUUUCAAGAAAGUUGUUGGCAUCAGUUGGUAUCUGUGGAUCUUUGUGGUGAUCUUCCUGCUGAUGAACAUCAACGGCUGGCACACUUACUUCUGGAUCGCUUUCGUCCCCUUCUUGCUUCUGCUCGCCGUGGGGACGAAGCUCGAGCACAUCAUCACCCAAUUGGCACACGAAGUUGCAGAGAAACAUAUAGCAGUCGAAGGGGACCUCGUUGUGCAGCCGUCAGACGAUCAUUUCUGGUUCGGAAAACCCAGACUAGUUCUGUUCUUGAUCCAUUUUAUACUGUUCCAGAACGCUUUCGAAAUCGCCUUCUUUUUCUGGAUUUGGCUUCAGUACGGGUUCGAUUCCUGCAUCAUGGGGCAAGUGAAGUACAUUGUGCCGAGGCUGAUCAUCGGGGUGUUCAUACAGGUGCUCUGCAGCUACAGCACGCUGCCGCUUUACGCCAUUGUUACGCAGAUGGGGACUCAUUUCAAGAAGGCGAUUUUCGACGACCAUGUGCAGGUGGGGCUUGUGGGUUGGGCGCAGAAGGUGAAGAAGAAGAAGGCAAUGCAGGCUGCGAAUGCCAACGAUGCUUCUGAUUCUGGACAGGGAAGUUCCCAUGAGGGUUCUGCAGCUGGUUCUGUGGGAAUUCAGAUGGCCAAGUUUAUGAACAAGGCAACUAAGAAGGAGGAGAGAGUAACUGAAGAUAAUUAAAUUAAGUUAUAUAUUUUUCUUUAUUUUUUUUAGAAUUAAUUGAAGUUAUAGCAAACAGAAGUUUGGAUCUUGGAUGUUUAGCUUGUCUUGUUUCUUGCUUGAGUUUCUAAUUUAAGGUUGUGUGUGGACUGGAUUGCAAUAUUAUAACACGCCUAUUUUAUCGCC
This is a messenger RNA of Malus domestica (apple), 1789 nucleotides long. Its product is annotated as MLO-like protein 1. Gene Ontology annotation, cellular component: membrane. Gene Ontology annotation, biological process: defense response. The record is from RefSeq and is a predicted model, not a curated record. NCBI's taxonomy places the organism in Eukaryota, Viridiplantae, Streptophyta, Magnoliopsida, Rosales, Rosaceae.